UCAGACCAGCUAUGAUGUUGAUGCUGACUGUUGUGUAUGUUUAAGAUAGGGUUUAAAGGUGAGCUGAGCUAAUAGACAGUGCGAGGUCACAAGGCAUCUCUGAACACCGGGAAAGCACCAGGUUAAGCAUAAAACCUGCAAGAAAACAUUAAAAUGAGCUGGGUAAAAAAGAUGAUUAUGAGGAUGAAGGUGAAGAAUGAACUGGCACGUCAGCUUUUGGGGGAGUUCAUAGGCACUUUUGUCCUUCUGCUGUUUGGUUGUGCUGCAGCAGCUCAGGUGAAAACCAGCAGAGAAACUAAGGGACAGUUUCUGUCAGUUAACAUGACCUUCUCUGUAGGUGUCAUGUCUGCCAUGUACCUCUGCAGGGGAGUAUCAGGUGCUCAUUUAAACCCGGCUGUGUCUAUGAGUUUCUGUGUGUUGGGUGAUCUACCCUGGAAAAGGCUGCUACCCUACUCUCUGGCUCAAAUUUUGGGAGCUUACCUUGCCUCUGGGCUUGUCUAUCUCAUCUACCAUGAUGCAAUCAUGGAGUUCAGUGGGGGAGUUCUGACUGUAUUUGGUCCUAAUGAAACGGCCAGCAUCUUUGCCACUUACCCUACUGAUGUGGUGUCAGUGCAGACCAACUUCCUGGAUCAGGUGGUUGGUACAGCCAUGCUGAUGUUAUGCAUUCUACCUCUGAAUGAUAAGAAAAACGCUCCUGCUCCUGAAGCGUUGCUACCUCCCAUUGUAGCAACUGUUGUCUUAGGCAUUUCCAUGUCAAUGUCAGCUAACUGUGGAGCAGCUAUAAACCCUGCUCGUGACCUUGGUCCACGACUAUUCACCUUCACUGCAGGCUGGGGCACUGAAGUCUUUACAUGCUAUGACUACUUCUUCUGGAUUCCAAUAGUGGCUCCUAUGGUAGGGGGCGUGCUGGGGACCAUCAUGUAUCUGGUCUUCAUUCAGUGGCAUCUACCUGAGCCACAGUCUGAAUCUGAGGAGGAUAAAGAUCAGACAAAGGUUGUAGAACAUAAUGACCAGCAACAUGUGGACAAAAAGGCCGAAUUAUACCUUAAACUGUCUUCCCUUUAAAAACCUGGGGAGAGUUGGGGCAGAGACUUUAUUGUUAGUGCGCAUGUUGCAGUAAAUUGAGAAAUGGUGCUCGUGCUAUGUGAGUUAGAAUCUAGCUCACAGCAUUUCUUGAUCCCAUUCCCCUUCUUGCCUCUAUCAUUUCCAGUCUGUUCUAUAAAUGGUUUAAAAGGCCACAAAAUAAAAACUGGGGAAAAUUUACUCAGGAUGAACUCAAAUGUUUCACAACAGAGCUGCAGAUUUGAUACAUCGCUUAUUAUUUUAAACCCUUUCCCCAACAGAAUAUUAAAUUGCAUGGGACUGCUUUCACUAUUUUAUGAAGUUAUUUGUAUAACAUGUAGUAUGUUAGCUAUUUUUAAACAUACCUUAUUUUUAUUUAAUCUGAUCUGUUUCUCGACUAGUGGCAACAGAUGGAAUAUUUGUGGCUUAAUAUAAACACAAAUUCAAUUUGUGCCCCAAUAUUUUGAAGGCUGGCUGAGCAAACUGGAAUUUUUUUUUAAAGCAUUCAUAAUGCUUUAAUAGAGGCUACUGCAACUACUGUUUGUAUUAAACGACUGUGUUAUUUAUAUCGUUACUAAUUAUAUGAAAUUAACGUAAAAAAACAACAGGUUUUCUGUCAAAGCCAUUGAUGUUUAUGCCAUGAAAUGUGAAUCAAUGGAUCAUUUAUGUAUAUAGGGUGAAUUAAGGUGAUCUGGGACAUUUGUUGCUUUCUAUUUCACUUUCAGCUUCCACAGUUUACUGUGAUUGCCACCCUGACACUUCAGACCAACAAAUGAGAGUUUAUCACAUAUCAAGCCUGCUCAAAUAUGGUUAUGUUAAUAUAGAUUUGCUUGUGAUAGAGCAAGAAAUGUACACAACAGAUCUAAGAUGCCCAUAUUACCCAAUGACUUAGAUUGCCCUAAUGCACCCUACCCUUACUCUAUAUACUGUUUACUGUAUGAGUGUUAUUAAUUUUUUCUCUCUAUUAAUAAGUAUACCAAUAUUUAUAGUCCACUUUGUUUAGAGAUUUCAUAUAACCACAUUAAAACCUAUAAUAUAUUUGCAGGUUA
Molecule: messenger RNA, 2111 nt
Organism: Myxocyprinus asiaticus (Chinese sucker)
Lineage: Eukaryota; Metazoa; Chordata; Actinopteri; Cypriniformes; Catostomidae
Gene: aqp10a
Product: aquaporin 10a
Exons: 6
Coding region: 154-1065 (303 amino acids)
Biological process (GO): glycerol transmembrane transport; water transport
Cellular component (GO): plasma membrane; basolateral plasma membrane
Molecular function (GO): water channel activity; glycerol channel activity; urea transmembrane transporter activity
Source: RefSeq, a predicted model, not a curated record